GGCGGCAAUAACUGAUAAUAAUAUGCGUCCAUUUCAAUCGUGGAAGAAGAUGGAAACCUCUUCAUCUUAUAAAUAAUAAUAUUAAUAAAAGAAAAAGUGUUGUGUUUGACUGGGUUGGUUCCUGCCAAUUUUAAGGAGCAUGACGUUGCCGUGCAAAAUCAGGACACACCGAGCUAUCGUGUCGGAGUUUGAGUGAUGGCGAGUGCUUUGGAGUCGCCGGUGAAGUGGUUUGCCGUCAGGCAGCGUGCUCUUUUUUGUUUGUCCUAUUCUUUUUUUUUUCCCUUGUCUGCUCAUCUAGCCCAUUCGCUAUUCAAAAUACCAUUCAGUAGAGCAUCAUGUCCGGGGCUAAUCAACGUAUCAGCAUUUUCCCAACUCGAAUGGCAUUGACCACCAUGAAGUCCAAGUUGAAGGGUGCUCAAACGGGUCAUUCGCUCCUCAAACGUAAAGCCGAGGCACUCACCAAACGUUUCAGAACUAUCACUCAACAAAUUGAUGAGCUUAAACGUAAAAUGGGCCAAGUUAUGCAAGUGGCUUCCUUCUCUCUAGCCGAAGUACAAUACAUCACCGGUGACAUCAGUUAUCAAAUUCAGGAAGCAUCCAAGACGGCUCAACUGCGUGUGCGUGCAAAGCAGGAAAAUGUGUCAGGUGUCAUGUUGCCUGUGUUUGAACAAUAUUCGGAAGGCGGCAAUGCUUUCGAGUUUACCGGUCUCGGACGAGGUGGUCAACAAGUGCAGAAAGCAAAAGAAGUAUAUGUGAAAGCAGUAGAAACCUUGGUGGAACUGGCCAGUUUACAGACGGCCUUUGUGAUUCUAGAUGAAGUCAUCAAGGCCACCAACCGCCGUGUGAACGCUAUCGAGCAUGUCAUCAUUCCACGUUACGAGAAUACCAUUAAAUAUAUCAUUUCGGAACUGGAUGAGCAGGACAGAGAAGAGUUCUUCCGCUUGAAGAAGGUGCAAGGCAAGAAGAAGGAUCGUGCAGCUGCUGAAGAAGCAUCAAGAGUCUUGGCUACGGUUGAAGCGGCUCGUCAAUUGGAAGAAGUUCCAGAAUUCCAUGCUGCGCACGAAACCGGCCAGUUGGAUGUUUUGGAUCAAGAGGAUGAAGAUGUUAUUUUCUAAGGAAUACAUUUUAAACAUGAAGAAAGUAGCGUUUUUCGGCCUGCAUUGAAUUUCUAUUUUUUGACCUUUUUCCUUUCUGAGCUUGAUGAUGAGAACGUGCUUGCUUAGUU
This is a messenger RNA of Radiomyces spectabilis, 1225 nucleotides long. RefSeq names its product D subunit of V-type ATPase. Bases 336 to 1115 code for a protein of 259 amino acids. The record is from RefSeq and is a predicted model, not a curated record. NCBI's taxonomy places the organism in Eukaryota, Fungi, Mucoromycota, Mucoromycetes, Mucorales, Radiomycetaceae. Gene Ontology annotation, molecular function: proton-transporting ATPase activity, rotational mechanism. Gene Ontology annotation, cellular component: fungal-type vacuole membrane; vacuolar proton-transporting V-type ATPase complex. The transcript is spliced from 8 exons. Gene Ontology annotation, biological process: vacuolar acidification.